GCAAAACUCAAUCAGAGAACAGGUAUUAGACGAGCUUUCCUGAUGGUAGGAGGAUUUCCAGCUUUAAGGGUGAGAGCACGUACGGUGUGCUGUCAUCGAGUUACGUCGGGUGCGGCUGCAAAGUCAACUGUAAUACCACCAGUGAUAGUUGGGAGAUUAGAUCCGGUCCGUGAAUCACGUUUAUCGAGUGCCCGAUCCCAUCGUUGUUUGUACAAAUGACAUUAACAGAAGCGUUAAGGGCGCUGUAUUUUCCCGUCGAACUCUGCAGGCUGGUGCAUUUGAUCGCGGUGUUUUGUUCAGUUUACCUUCUGUUCAUGAGUGUGAAGCUCUGUCGCCGUAGAUGGAAGCUGAAAGAAAUUAUGCAACUCUUCCCGGGACCGCCAGAGCACUGGUUAUUUGGACAUGUACUGGAGUUUCCACAGGAUGGGACAGAUUUGGACAAGACUGUGGCAUGGACAAAGCAGUAUCCAUAUGCCUACCCAAUCUGGUUUGGUCCAUUCACAGUAUUUUUAAAUAUCAACCACCCUGAUUAUGUUAAAACUAUACUCUUAAGUACAGCACCGAAAGAUGACUUUGUGUACCAGUUUAUAACUCCCUGGAUUGGUGAUGGCUUACUGGUGACUUCUGGCCAGAAAUGGUUCCGCCAUCGAAGACUCUUAACACCCGGAUUUCACUAUGAUGUUCUGAAACCGUAUGUAAAGCUGGUUGCUGACUCUGCCAAAUCCAUGCUGGACAAAUGGGAACGAUUUUGCACAGAAGGAAGUAAUACUUUGGAGCUCUACCAGCACGUCAGCCUCAUGACAUUGGAUAGUAUACUGAAAUGUGCCUUCAGUUACAACAGUAACUGCCAGGUUGCAAGUGACAGCUCAUAUAUCCAGGCUGUGUACAGGCUGUGUUUCCUCUCCAAUCAAAGGUUUAGAAUUUUUCCAUAUCACAGCAACCUUAUCUACUAUCUGAGCCCACAUGGAUUUCGUUUUCGGAAGGCUUGCAACUUGGCUCACCGUCAUACUGAGGAAGUAAUACGGCAGAGAAAAGAGACAUUGAAAGAUAAGAAAGAGUUGGGAAAAAUCAAGGACAGGAGGUAUUUGGACUUCUUGGAUAUUCUGCUUUGUGCGAGGGAUGAAGAUGGAAAGGGACUAUCUGAUGAAGAAAUCCGAGCAGAAGUUGACACUUUUAUGUUUGAAGGCCAUGACACAACAGCAAGUGGAAUUUCUUGGCUUCUGUACUGUUUGGCCCAACACCCAGAACACCAGCAGAAGUGUAGAGAAGAAAUCCAGCAGCUCCUCAUGCAGCACAAACAAGUUGAAUGGGAUAUGCUCAGUAAGAUGCCUUAUAUUACAAUGUGCAUUAAGGAAUCUCUGCGUCUCUGCCCCCCUGUCCCAGGAAUAGCCAGGAGGCUGAACAAACCACUCACAUUCUUUGAUGGGAGGACGGUGCCUGAAGGUUGCUUGGUGGGUGUAAGCAUCUACUGCAUUCACAGGAACUCCAUGAUUUGGAGUAACCCAGAGGUAUUUGAUCCGUUAAGAUUCUCUCCUGAAAAUUCAGCACACAGACACUCCCAUGCUUUUAUACCUUUCUCUGCUGGAUCAAGGAACUGUAUUGGUCAGCAGUUUGCCAUGAAUGAGAUGAAGGUGACCAUUGCUUUGAUCCUUAGUCGAUUUGAGCUGGAAGUUGAUGCCUCAAAGCCACCAAUGAAAAUACCCCAGCUAGUCCUCAGGUCCAAAAAUGGAAUACAUCUAAAACUUAAAAAAAUCAAAUCAAGUACUGAUGAAAGAAAAAUUUAAUUCUGAAAAAAAUUUAAAAAGUGGUCAUUUCAAUUUCAGGCAAAUCAAUCUAUAAGACAAGCAAUUCAAGAAAUAAUUAUAGGAUAGUAAGGAAUAUUUUCAAGAACUUGCAUGUGUGUGCUAAAGCUGUUCAUUACUUGUGUUAUUGCUGGAAUGUCAUGAAACAUGUCAGAUAAUGCAGAACACCUAGUUGUGCCACAUCCUGACCUAAAAUUCUAUUACUGUUCCUUCAUCUUGGAACUCCUUAUAGGAGUACUGUUCCUCAAGGUAUGUACAAUCUCUCCUUCCUCAGCCCAUCAUUCAGUUAUUAGAAAAGUUCAUACUGUGGCAGAAAAUGGCAGAUUGCCUGUUGGAAAUCAGUAAAAGGUAAUUGUGCCAGCUUACAAAAGCUCUCUCAAAUGAAACUCAGCAUCGUCUCAACUUAACUUAUAAUGUUAUUCAUCAUAUAGGAAUAUAAACAUCUCUAACCUGAUGCAGUAUCAAACUUGGAUUUAUCAUUAGUUAAAAGAGUAAAGCUUUGUGACUAUCUCAAAUUUACAUGAAUUUGAAUCCAGACAUCCCACCUCUCCCGGAAGUUCCAGGAGUGUCCCGCAUAUUGAUAGCGGCUCCCUGACACCUGCAAAUUAUAUACAAUAUCCCGGAAAUCGAUUUUUUUUUGAGAGAGAGAGUGAGCCAUGGCAGAGUGUUCAAAAAAAAGAAAAUAUAAAAUGUACUUCACCCCAGACUACACUAAAGUGUACUCCUGCCUAAUAGGGGUCAAAAAUAAUGACAGUGUUGCUCACUGCACUGUUUGCAACAGUGACUUUUUUAUUGCCCAUGGUGAGUUAAAAUGUAAAAGGCAUGUUGAGGUGAGUUUAACAGGUGUCAUUUGUUCAUUAGCAUAGCUAACGUUAUUUAAACUAGCUAGCUAGCUGCUAAGGAACUACUCUGCUGCAGACAUCCCACCUCUCCCGGGAAUCUCCCUGAAAUUGAUGGUGCUACCUCCCUGAAAUUAGUUUUUGCAGGGUGGGAUGUCUGUGAACCAGUUGGUAAAAUAUUUGCUAAUAUAUUAUUUCACUAUUGAAGAUUCCAUCAUGGCUGUUACAAUCACCAUGUAGAUAACUUAUUUGAGAAAAUCAUUCUGUCAUUGCUUAUAACUAGUAUUUCAGCCACUAGAUGGAACUUCAUUAGGUUCACAUAACCAUUUCUACACUAUCACUAAUAAAUUCCAAACAAAGUCUCUCUGUUCUGCCUUUCCAUGAGCAGUCCUACAGUGAACAGACUAGUAAAUGAAUAAAUAUUUUCAGAGCAAAUGUAUUAUGUUUGUACAAUAAUAUAAAAAACAAUAAGUGAAUCUUGCUGCACUUGACAAUUUGUGGAACAAAAGUAAUUGAGGUAUUGCUGGAACUUUAAGAAAUACCAUGUGUAAUUUGGAGACACAAGAGAUUGCAAUGCUGGAAUUCAGAGCAACGAACAACCUGCUGAAGGAACUCAAUGGGCUGAGCAGUAUCUUUGGGAGAAAAUAAGUUGCUGAUGUUUCAGAUUGAAAUCCUGCAUCAGGACUGUACAACGAAGGUUUUUGACUGAUCGAUGCUGUUCAACCUGCUGACUUCCUCCAGCAGAUUGUUUGUUGUGUGUAACUUGAAUGCCUUCUCUCUGGUUCGGCAUCGGAGCAUCGUACAAGUAGAAGAGCCAAAUCCGUCUAAAACAGCAGCUGCUAGAAAAUAAUAAUAGCCUGAAAGCCAGGCCAGCAGCAGAUGUUGAGUGACUGAAUGCACUAGUUGGUAAAUUCUCCGGUGAAGAAUGUUAUAUAAAAAGCAGCUGCAAAACAAGGAAUACUGCUGAGUAUUGGUUUGUUUAAAAUGUAAAAAUACAUUUUAUUUCAAUUGAUUGAUAUCAGCUAAAACAAGAAAUUUUUGAUAGAUAUCAUGAUAUUUGAAAUAUUUCAUUUCUUCUAAUCAGUAUUUUAGUUAUUUGAAAAUUUUUAGGAGCAAUUUUAUAGAGUUAAAAUAUUUUUCAGGCCCUCUGUCAAUAUUUUAGACAUUAUUGCAAAUUAUACAGAACAUAGAAGCACAGUAAAAAGCCCUUUGGCCCAAGAUGUUGUAGCCAACAUAAUGCCAUUUUAAGCUGCAUACCUCCCUGCAUGUCAUCCAUAUUUCUCAGUUCCCUGUAUAUAUCUUAAUGCCUUUUAAAGAUUGCUUUUGUAUCUGCUUUCAACACUUGCAGCACAUUCCAGGUAUUUACAACUCUGUGUGCACAAAAAGUGCCACAUAAAUGUUAUUUAAACUUACCCCCUCUCACCUUAAAGCUAUGCACUCUUGUAUUUGGCAUCUCCACCAUCUAUCAAGUCAUCCCUCAGCUUCCAAUGCCAAUAGUCUUAAAUUUUAGAUCAGAUAUUUUAAUAUUUUUGAAAUUACCUAUGUUUGUUGGGUAAUGUACAAAUAUUCUUAAGAAUGAAAAUUGGUACUCCUAGGUAUACAAUGCCAAUGUAAUUCUGUUGGUAUUGAAACAGGAGAAUCCAGAAAUUGUGCUAAUAGUCAGAUAAUGUUAAAACAUGAUCCUAGCUAUCAGGAGUGCUAAAAGGUCUCAAAGCUGAAAAUUUCUUCAUAUCUGCUUGGGGUUGGCUAUAUAAUCAAUGCACUCUGGACUCAAUUAAGAUACAGAUCUUUGUCCUGGCCCAGACCUUGUCUGGAAUUGAAAACAUAGUUUGUAGAACUGAAGCAGAUUUAUUUGCCAAGCUGCGAUGGUGUUACUUCAUGCACUUAGUUACAAUUAAUUUUGCCAUUUUUUUCUCUCCCUUCUGGAGAGUAGCCAUGCUGUUCCCAGUGUAGUUCAGGUAUCUAGCUGAAUUCAUUCAACACCUAUCCUUAUUUAUCCUGAAUAUCCCAAAUAGUGUAUUAACACAGAUUCCUGUUGGUCACAUCUCGUGCCUAAAAUGAGAGGAUUUGUUCUGAGCUCCACCUACAACUUCCUGAUGACAGAGUCCUUAUGAUGAUCAGUGAUUGUAAAGCAGGAGUUUUGAUCCUACAUUCACCCUGUGCAUUUUAAGAGUUAGAGAUAUCCCACCAGCAUAGUUCUUUUGUUUUAAUGUUCCUUUGGCAGAAAAUAUAGGCCAUGAAAAACGGACUGUCGGCAGAGGAACAGUGGAAAUAGUGGUAAGUUGACAGGAGAGGCAGCUUGAAAACUGACAAUAAGAUUGUUUAUGUAGAGUUGUUUAAUAAUGAUAUCCAAAAAUCAAGGCUUUUUCUAAAAUUAAUGUUGCUUGUACUUAAAAUGUGAACUUUGUAUUUUAACUAUGCUUACAUUUUAUGUAUGACCGUAACUACUGUUUUUAAUUUCUUUAAUGAAUACUUUAAAAAUAAAAUACUGAACUUUGUGUA
Molecule: messenger RNA, 5143 nt
Organism: Hypanus sabinus (Atlantic stingray)
Lineage: Eukaryota; Metazoa; Chordata; Chondrichthyes; Myliobatiformes; Dasyatidae
Product: cytochrome P450 4B1-like
Exons: 12
Coding region: 216-1784 (522 amino acids)
Molecular function (GO): oxidoreductase activity, acting on paired donors, with incorporation or reduction of molecular oxygen; monooxygenase activity; iron ion binding
Source: RefSeq, a predicted model, not a curated record